AUGUACCACCAGGUUUGCCACCCGCGCGCGGACCACCAGGCGUUAGUGUCAUUGGCGCACCGCCUCCAGGACGAGGACCACCGCCAGGCGCUCCUCCGCCCGGAGGACCACCAGGACGAGGCCCGCCACCAGGAGGACCACCAGGAAGAGGGCCUCCGCCGGGUGGACCUCCAGGAAUGCAGCCACGAGGACCACCACCCGGAGGCCCACCAGGAAUGCCACCGCGAGGACCCCCGCCUGGCGGCCCGCCAGGAGGACCACCGCGAGGACCACCACCGGGUGGACCACCAGGAGGACCACCGCGAGGACCACCACCAGGCGGUCCACCAGGGGCCAUGCCUGGUGGACCACCACGGGGCCCACCACCAGGAGGUCCACCAGGAAUGCCACCGCGAGGCCCGCCGCCAGGAGGCCCGCCUGGAGUACCGCAACAAGGAGGACCACCCGGAGGCCCACCGCCAGGCAUGCCCAUGA
Molecule: messenger RNA, 474 nt
Organism: Saprolegnia diclina VS20
Lineage: Eukaryota; Oomycota; Saprolegniomycetes; Saprolegniales; Saprolegniaceae
Exons: 5
Coding region: 1-474 (157 amino acids)
Source: RefSeq, a predicted model, not a curated record